Molecule: messenger RNA, 420 nt
Organism: Sphenostylis stenocarpa
Lineage: Eukaryota; Viridiplantae; Streptophyta; Magnoliopsida; Fabales; Fabaceae
Source: the annotation of a GenBank genome assembly
AUGGACGGAGAAGUAACCCAAAUGGGAAGGAAAAAAGAAAGCUUGGUGGCGCAAAAUUCAAGGAGGGGUUUAAAGGGAAGGUUGAGAGGUCGGUGUUGCGCAGAAGAGGAACAGAUAAACACAGAAACAUACGUUGAGGCAGUUGAGCCAAUGAGAGAUUGGAGGAGUACAUCAACUAGCGUCACAGGACCGGAUACUGAUGAGAUUGGAAAUAUGGAGAAUAUCGGGGGGUGUCUAUGCGAUUUAGUUCAUGGAAAGACGGCGCGUAGGCACCAAAGUCACAUGAAGGACAUGAAAAUAUCUUUUGCCUCUCACAUUCUUUAUUGUUCUUGUGAUGGUUUUGGCAAUGUCUUGAGUAAUAGUGUUGGUGGUGUCUCUUUCUACCGUGGUACCUCGUGUGAUGAUAAAGAUAAAGAGUAA